This is a messenger RNA of Homo sapiens (human), 1652 nucleotides long. It is a transcript of the gene SFXN4, whose product is annotated as sideroflexin 4. Gene Ontology annotation, biological process: monoatomic ion transmembrane transport; monoatomic ion transport; transmembrane transport. The transcript is spliced from 13 exons. NCBI's taxonomy places the organism in Eukaryota, Metazoa, Chordata, Mammalia, Primates, Hominidae. Gene Ontology annotation, molecular function: monoatomic ion transmembrane transporter activity. Gene Ontology annotation, cellular component: mitochondrial inner membrane; mitochondrion; membrane. The record is from RefSeq and is a predicted model, not a curated record. Bases 512 to 1177 code for a protein of 221 amino acids.
ACUGCCUGAGCUGUGGCUGAGCAGCAGAUUGGGGAGAAACAGGCUCUCGCACCUUGGUAAGCUCAGCCACUUUCGGUGAGACCCCCGAGGCUUUGGGAAGCCACCCUUGGGCAGGACAUAAGCAGGACUUAUCUCCCUGCAGCGUCUAGGGCAGCACCGUCCAAUAGAAAUAUGAUGUGAGCCUUACAGUCCUUUAUUCGACGAUUUCUUCAAUGGACAGAAUUAUUAGAUCCUACAAAUGUGUUCAUUUCAGUUGAAAGUAUAGAAAACUCGAGGCAACUAUUGUGCACAAAUGAAGAUGUUUCCAGCCCUGCCUCGGCGGACCAAAGGAUACAAGAAGCUUGGAAGCGGAGUCUUGUAAGUUUCAGCCCCUUCCUAAUUUUUAGUGUCCUAUAAUAACAAAACCAGACAUCCAGCUAACCUUGCAUCUCUCCUUUUGAAGGCAACAGUGCAUCCCGACAGCAGCAACCUGAUCCCCAAGCUUUUUCGACCUGCAGCGUUCCUGCCUUUCAUGGCACCCACGGUAUUUUUGUCAAUGACGCCACUGAAAGGGAUCAAGUCCGUGAUUUUACCUCAGGUUUUCCUCUGUGCCUACAUGGCAGCGUUCAACAGCAUCAAUGGAAACAGAAGUUACACUUGUAAGCCACUAGAAAGAUCAUUACUAAUGGCGGGAGCCGUUGCUUCUUCAACUUUCUUAGGAGUAAUCCCUCAGUUUGUCCAGAUGAAGUAUGGCCUGACUGGCCCUUGGAUUAAAAGACUCUUACCUGUGAUCUUCCUCGUGCAAGCCAGUGGAAUGAAUGUCUACAUGUCCCGAAGUCUUGAAUCCAUUAAGGGGAUUGCGGUCAUGGACAAGGAAGGCAAUGUCCUGGGUCAUUCCAGAAUUGCUGGGACAAAGGCUGUUAGAGAAACGCUAGCAUCCAGAAUAGUGCUGUUUGGGACCUCAGCUCUGAUUCCUGAAGUCUUCACCUACUUUUUUAAAAGGACCCAGUAUUUCAGGAAAAACCCAGGGUCAUUGUGGAUUUUGAAACUGUCUUGUACUGUCCUGGCAAUGGGACUGAUGGUGCCAUUUUCUUUUAGUAUAUUUCCACAGAUUGGACAGAUACAGUACUGUAGUCUUGAAGAGAAAAUUCAGUCUCCAACAGAAGAAACAGAAAUCUUUUAUCACAGAGGGGUGUAGGCGUGAGUUUUAGGUGAAUUUAUGUGGUUCCUGCUUGAAAACCUUCCCCUCUCCAGGUUCGGUUUAGAGAACUUUGCCACAGGUCUUCUGGGGACCCCAGAGGUGUCUGUGCUGACAAGGCGACUUCAGAUUCCAUACUGAGAUCGUUCCCAGGCUGGCGUCUCUGGGGUUUUUAAGGCUGGCUGGAGAAGACAGUGGGAGGGUGCCCCGUCUGACACCCCUGGGGUUGCUGAGGGAACGGUUGGAGUGGGGAUCGGCCUGCGAAAGGAUACUGUGAAAUCACUAAUUAACUAAUAAACCUGUCUCAAGUUGAGGAUUUGAAGAAAGAACACAGAGUCCACCGUGCCCAGGACACAGGUGUUAAAUGGAUAGGCCGUCUCAAGCGGAACACGUACCCCUGGGGCGCUGUUUACGCCCUCCAACCCCAAAAGCAAUCUUGUUUCCUUACUCAGUGUCCUCCAUUCUAGACAGCUAC